AAGCACUAUCAGUAGAAUUUUGCGAGAAAAUUCAUUUCAUCCAUAUCGAAUGUCACUUCACCAGGCCAUGACAUUGGACGAUCAUAGACAAAGACUGAUAUUCUGUAAUUGGAUUACUCAACAAUUACCUACUUUCCAUAGAAGUAUCUUGUUUUCUGAUGAGUGCACCUUCAAAAGUGACGGCGAAGUGAACACACAUAAUCUCCGUUAUUGGGCGCAAGAGAAUCCACAUUGGUAUCGAGAAAUCGAUCAUCAACGUAUCUGGAAAGUCAAUGUUUGGUGCGGAAUUGUUGAUACGCAUAUCGUCGGACCAUUUUUCUUUGAAGAAAAUCUAAACCGUUUUCUGUAUGUCGAUUUACUCGAAAACGAACUCCCACGUUUACUUGAAGAUAUUCCACUUCAACUACGUCUAAAUAUGUGGUUUCAACAGGAUGGAUGUCCAGCCCACACGUCUGUCAUUGCUCGUCAACAACUGAACCGCAUAUUUCGCGGCCAAUGGAUAGGUAAAUAUGGUCCACAUAACUGGCCACUACGAUCACCAAUUGAUCUUACAAUUUUGGAUUUUUAUUUGUGGGGAAGAAUAAAAGACCUCGUAUACCGCGAACGACCUACGACUUCAGAAGACAUGAAGAACAGAAUUCGAGAAGCCAUUCAGUCUCUAGAUCCUGUCGAAAUUCGUCGGGUGACGGAUGAUUUUCAACGAAGAAUAACAGCCUGCAUACAUGCACGUGGAGGACACUUCGAAAAUCUAGACUGAACACAUGCGUACGAACAAAGGUGACGGCAAGGGGAACCACCUUAAAAAAGCACCCCGACGAGGUGUAAGUCCGACCUUGUGACCUCCACGUGGUACAUCUUGGGUAACGCUGACACAGGCGGCAUCGACUGUUCAAGAUCUUGAUAAUUAGGAAUCUUUAAAAAUCGAUGUACACGACUACAAAUGAAUCUAAAGGUAGAAUUCAAAUUCACCAGCAGAUGGAUGCAUCAUAGCUAUGUAAAUACCUAGUAUUGUUUGAACUAUUUUUUGU
This is a messenger RNA of Acromyrmex echinatior (Panamanian leafcutter ant), 1028 nucleotides long. RefSeq lists its product as uncharacterized. The record is from RefSeq and is a predicted model, not a curated record. Lineage: Eukaryota; Metazoa; Arthropoda; Insecta; Hymenoptera; Formicidae.